Molecule: messenger RNA, 1519 nt
Organism: Lampris incognitus (smalleye Pacific opah)
Lineage: Eukaryota; Metazoa; Chordata; Actinopteri; Lampriformes; Lampridae
Gene: eif4a3
Product: eukaryotic translation initiation factor 4A3
Exons: 12
Coding region: 127-1347 (406 amino acids)
Cellular component (GO): nucleolus; catalytic step 2 spliceosome
Molecular function (GO): mRNA binding; ATP binding; RNA helicase activity
Source: RefSeq, a predicted model, not a curated record
GCACGCGGAGGUCCCUUCCCUACGCUUCCCGCUAGCCGCCGCAGCUUCUGGUCGACUUUACGUCAACAAUUUGGGGUUUAACCCGAAUUUAGAGUCGCCGAUCCGGACUCAGAACCGACAGGAGCCAUGGCCGCCGUUGCCGCGCCGGGUAGAAAGCGUCUCCUGAAGGAGGAGGACAUGACGAAGGUGGAGUUCGAGACCAGCGAGGAGGUGGACGUCACCCCGACCUUCGACACAAUGGGCCUGAGAGAGGACUUGCUCCGCGGGAUUUACGCCUACGGCUUUGAGAAGCCAUCAGCCAUUCAGCAGAGAGCCAUUAAGCAGAUAAUCAAGGGCAGAGACGUCAUCGCACAGUCUCAGUCUGGUACAGGAAAAACAGCCACGUUCUGCGUUUCAGUGCUGCAGUGUUUGGAUAUUCAGGUGAGAGAGACUCAGGCGCUGAUCUUGGCCCCAACCAGAGAGCUGGCUGGGCAGAUCCAGAAGGUCCUCCUGGCUCUGGGGGAUUAUAUGAAUGUUCAGUGCCAUGCCUGCAUUGGUGGGACCAGUGUGGGUGAGGACAUCAGGAAGUUGGACUACGGUCAACACGUGGUGGCAGGAACCCCCGGCAGAGUGUUUGAUAUGAUCCGCAGGAGGAGUCUGAGGACACGUGCCAUUAAGAUGCUGGUCCUGGAUGAGGCUGAUGAGAUGUUGAAUAAAGGCUUUAAGGAACAGAUCUACGAUGUGUACCGCUACCUGCCCCCUGCCACCCAGGUGUGUCUGAUUAGCGCCACGCUACCCCAUGAGAUCCUGGAGAUGACCAACAAGUUCAUGACUGACCCCAUUCGCAUCCUGGUCAAACGUGAUGAGUUGACCCUGGAAGGGAUAAAGCAGUUCUUCGUGGCGGUGGAGAGAGAGGAGUGGAAAUUUGACACUUUGUGUGACCUUUAUGACACUCUGACCAUCACCCAGGCUGUCAUCUUCUGUAACACCAAAAGAAAGGUGGACUGGCUGACAGAGAAGAUGAGGGAGGCUAACUUCACAGUGUCCUCCAUGCAUGGAGACAUGCCUCAGAAGGAGAGGGAGUCCAUCAUGAAGGAGUUUCGCUCUGGAGCCAGUCGGGUGCUGAUCUCCACAGACGUGUGGGCCAGAGGUCUGGAUGUUCCUCAGGUCUCCCUGAUCAUAAACUACGACCUUCCCAACAACAGAGAGCUGUACAUCCACAGGAUUGGUCGAUCGGGUCGGUAUGGUCGUAAAGGUGUAGCCAUCAACUUUGUGAAGAAUGACGACAUCCGAAUCCUGCGGGACAUUGAGCAGUACUACUCCACCCAGAUCGAUGAGAUGCCCAUGAACGUGGCCGACCUGAUCUGAAGAGGUGUGAAGCGAUGCAAGCUGUUGGACUUCCUCUUCUUUUGUGAUUUUUUUCUGUGAUUUCUUCUUCUUCUUUUUUUUAAAGUGGUAGUUUUAGAAGUGUCGGAGUUUGUCUGGACUGUUGUUUGCAGACCCAGAGCUCUUUUGUAAAUAAAGGCCGUUUGGUUCCCCA